Messenger RNA from Gekko japonicus, 597 nucleotides. RefSeq names its product olfactory receptor 5V1-like. The record is from RefSeq and is a predicted model, not a curated record. The coding region runs from base 1 to 597 and encodes 198 amino acids. Gene Ontology annotation, cellular component: membrane. The transcript has a single exon. Gene Ontology annotation, biological process: G protein-coupled receptor signaling pathway. NCBI's taxonomy places the organism in Eukaryota, Metazoa, Chordata, Lepidosauria, Squamata, Gekkonidae. Gene Ontology annotation, molecular function: olfactory receptor activity.
AUGGCUUUAGAUCGAUGUGCUGCUAUAUGCAAGCCCUUACAUUAUGUACAAAUCAUGAACAGGGUGCUUUGUAGAUUGCUGAUAGGAGGUGCUUGGACCAUUGGUUUCAUACAAGGUUUGAUAAAUACUUUACCUUUGUUGAAAUUAAUGUUCUGUGGUCAAAAUAUUAUCAGGCACUUCAGCUGUGAACAACCAUCUUUACUGGCUUUAUCCUGCACAGACAUUUAUAUCAAUAGGAUCAUACUUUCUAUUACUGCUAAUGCAGUUGGGAUUUCUUCAUUUCUUCUUAUUUCAGUGUCCUAUCUCCACAUUUUUUCUACAGUCUGUAAAAUGCAUUCAGCAGAAGCUAAAAGAAGAACCUUCUCUACAUGCACUCCCCACAUCACUGUUCUGGUUUUGUUCUAUAGCUCUAGCUGGCUUAGGUAUACGAUGCCUGACUUGAUCUCUUCAAUAGUUCUGGAAGAGAUCCUUUCCAUUCAGUAUAGCAUCUGCACCCCCUUGUUGAACCCCAUCAUCUACAGCCUGAAAACCAAGGAUAUGAAGGAAGCUAUAAAACAAUUAAUGGGCUACAAACCAUUGCUUUCUCAUGUCAUGUAA